Penicillium chermesinum is the source of this 1491-nucleotide messenger RNA. RefSeq lists its product as uncharacterized. The transcript has 2 exons. Lineage: Eukaryota; Fungi; Ascomycota; Eurotiomycetes; Eurotiales; Aspergillaceae. The record is from RefSeq and is a predicted model, not a curated record. The coding region runs from base 1 to 1491 and encodes 496 amino acids.
AUGGCUCGCCACCCCCACAAUGGCCCCUCGCGGAUCAAUCGGAUUAUCUACGCCAAACACCGACGGGACAAGACAGAUAUCUCAGCCGAUGGAAAAUCCGAUCUGCUAGGCACUGUGGACCGAAUCCAAGUACCUCUUCUAGGUUCAGCGGACACCUACUCGCACAAGCCUUGCGGCCCCCAGAAUACAGUAUGCCCGGAGGAUAGCGUUGGUGGAUCUGACGUGACUGUUGAGAAACGCGAGUCUGACGCGACCCCAGGCGUGGCCGUCCAAACAGUUAUCCAAGUCGUCGACACUAAUUCAAAUACGCUGUGGCGGUCGAUUGGCACGGAAUUCCCUCCUACCAUUUCUAACUCUCUUUUUGGAGUUGUGACUAUUCCCGGGAUUUCGGUUACCGCAUUGAAGGAUACGUCGUCAGAUGUUACUACGGGUGCUGUCGAUCACCAUAUGCUCACACCUCCCGCCACAAGUAGUCCAACUACGGCGCCUACGGCCACAGCCAGCACCUCGACCGCGGCAACUACGUCCAGCAAGCAACUGCUACCCCCGGUCUCGUCGCCAAAAGCUUCUGCUCCUGCAAGCUCCAAGUCUCAUUCUCCUCUGCCUCCAGAUGUAUCCACCACUUCAACGGUCUUGGGUACUCCUAUUGUUGAUAUCGUUAAUUCGUCAACUAGCUCUUACCUAGACAGCUCGACAAGCCGGUCUUCCUAUACCUCUUACGUCACCUCGCACGGACCGAGCUCCAGCAUCAAUCGCCUGGCUGGUACGGCGUCUCCAACCCCUACCAGCUCGAGUUCGAGCUCCAGCACGGGAUCGGGAUUAAGCCCAAGUACGAAGACGCCUCAAAUUGUGGGCGGUGUUGUGGGAAGCGUGGCAGGUGUGGCAGUGCUGAUUCUCCUCCUGCUGGUGAUUCUUCGCCGGCGACAAUUCCUGGCUUUCUUCCAGCGUAAAAGUGCUGAUACCCUCCCAAGUGAACCCGCAUCGUACUUUGCGCCAGCAUUCAUGAAGCGCUGGCGAACUUCCACGAUGACCACCAGGACAGACAGCACAGCCGAUACAAACACCACUGAGCGUGGAUUCCAGAAAGUUUCCGGCCGCAAGAUUCCACCCGUGCUCACCCACGGUGGCGAUGGCUAUGGCGGCGGCCUAGAGGGAGACUCACCCACAAUCCCGGACAGUUUGAUCGGGAUUACUCCUGCGUCUCCGGUGGGUGGACCGCCUCCGUCGUCGCCGCAUGGCAUGCCUUUGGACAGCAACGUCGUCCGUGAGGCUGACGAGUCGCUUUCGCCCGUGCCCCCGUCCAAUGCGCAAAUCCCUGUCGCAAGCUCCGUGAGAUUUGGCAACCCAACUCCAGUCACGCAGUCGUCUUUGCUUCCUCAGCCGCAAAGUGCCAUUCCCGGGUCUCCGACACGGCCAGACGGAGUGGGCCGCAGCAAUCCCAGCUUUGACGGGAGCCGAAGUAGUCGCUUCACGGAAAGUCUUGACUUGUGA